CUACAUUCCCUAUAGGGCAAUUGAUGUGGGAAGUGUCAAUGGAAUCGUAGUAGGUAGUCAAAAGUUUUGUGGUUUUGUUUUUUUUCUUACUCAAAGACCAAAAAUAAGCCCUCUUUGCCGCAUAAUUCCAUCGGUUGCUGAAGGUAGCAGUAGCAGUGACUGAAUAAUGGGUAAGGAGCCUGGUCCAGUCCAGAUCGUGACUGUGAGCAAGGAUGAUCACUCCUACUCCCUUGACACGGCGGCGCUGGAACGGAUCCUGCUCGCUCCGGAGCUGCGAGAAAAGCACGUCGUGGUACUUUCUGUAGCUGGGGCCUUCCGGAAGGGCAAAAGCUUCAUCCUUGACUUCAUGAUCAGAUACAUGUACAGAAAGUCUGAACAUGACUGGCUGGGUGGGGAGAAUGAGCCGCUGACGGGCUUCUCCUGGAGGGGGGGCUCGGAGCCUGAGACCACGGGCAUCCAACUGUGGAGCGAGGUCUUCCUGGUGACUAAGAGCGAUGACACUGAGGUGGCAGUAUUGCUAAUGGACACCCAGGGAGCUUUUGAUACACAGUCCACCGUCAAAGACUGCGCCACUAUUUUUGCCCUGAGCACCAUGACCAGCUCCAUACAGAUCUAUAACCUGUCUCAGAACAUCCAAGAGGACGACCUGCAGCAGCUCCAACUGUUCACAGAGUAUGGCCGACUCGCAAUGGACGAGAUCUUCCUGAAGCCCUUUCAGUCACUGAUGUUCCUCAUCCGAGAUUGGAGCUUUCCAUAUGAGUACGGUUACGGGUUCAAAGGUGGCAACCAAUUCCUAGACAAACGCUUGCAGGUAAAAGAGGCUCAGCACGAGGAGCUGCAGACUGUGAGGGAGCACAUCUACUCCUGCUUUAACUCCAUUUCCUGUUUCCUGCUGCCACACCCGGGGUUAAAGGUCGCCACCAGCCCAGCCUUCAAUGGCCAGCUCAAGGAUGUGGCUGGAGAGUUCAAGGACGAGCUGCGCCAGCUGAUUCCCAAACUUCUGCACCCCGACAGAAUGGCCGAGAAGGAGAUCAACGGCAACAAGGUCACCUGCAGGGGCCUGGUGGAGUACUUCAAGGCAUACAUCAAGAUCUACCAGGGAGAAGACCUACCCCAUCCCAAGUCAAUGCUACAGGCCACAGCAGAGGCCAACAACCUGGCAGCUGUGGCUGCAGCCAAAGACCUGUACUACAAGAACAUGGAGAAGGUUUGUGGGGGAGACUUGCCCUACGUCUCCCCAGAUUCCCUCGAGGAAAAACAAGAAUUCUUCCGUCGUGAAUCCCUUCAUCUCUUCGUCUCCACCAAAAAAAUGGGAGGACAGGACUUUUGUGACCGCUACCAGUCCCAGCUGGAAGAUGAGCUUGGUGUGUUGUGGCAGUCUUUCAGUAAACACAAUGAGUCCAAGAACAUCUUCAGUGCAUUCCGGACACCUGCAGUGCUUUUUGUCCUCGUGUGCUUCCUGUACGUGCUGUCGGGGAUGCUGCUCUUCGUUGGGCUAGUCACGGUGUCCUCAGCGUGCGACAUCAUGUUGCUCCUGGCCAUGAUCGCCAUGCUCACCUGGGCCUUCAUCCGCUACUCGGGCAAAUACCGGGGGGUGGGCACUACCAUAGACCAAGCAGCUGGCGUGGUGCUGGAGCAGGCCACAGUGGUGCUAAACAUGUCAAGAGGAGCAGCAGUUCCCCAACCGAAGAAGACCAGAUAGCUUCUCAGCCCCCAGGAACAAGACGAGAAAUCCUACAAUGCAUAGUAGAGAUGCAGUGCGACACUGGUCCAACAUUCCAACUUAAUCACACGUGCAAGAAUUGUAAACGUAAUGCCACGUCAACAAAUUCACCAGCACACUGCUUUUUUAAAUAAUCAUAAAAGCGCUAUAGUACACAAUGUUACAAUGACACAACAUUAAUGAGAAGAGCACCAUGGAGUGCAAACCAGCUUUAAUCUUCGAGGUUGGGUGUGACCUCUGCUUCCCCCCCCCCCCACCAUGAACUUGCUCCAGUAUAAUUACUGCCCCCAUUCACAUUGUGCCUCUAGAGCUCCCUCUGUUUUAAACAGCUGUGAGGACUCUGAUCAAGCCCACAUAAUGAGUUAAAUUUGAAACUUUGAUCGACUAGUAAGAUCCAUCUCCCGAGUGUGUGCUUAGUUACUUAACAAAACCCUUCCCCUGGAUUUUUAUUCAUGUGCAUUUGCUUUUUUUCCCACAAAAAAAUGAAAAGUCAAGCUCAUUGAUUCGUUUUGCUCAUGUCAGAGGGCAAUACUAAUUUUCUUAAUUGGCAUACCUUAUGUCCCCAGGAUAUGUCAACGCCCUUUCUCCAUUUACUCUGCUGUGCCUUAUAUGUAUCUACAUAAACUUAGUUAUCAUAAAUGCCUCAGGGGUGCUCUAGGGUGCAGUGGGCUUUUGUUAUGUAUCGACAUACCAUUUAACAAUGCCGUGUUAUUAUGUAUUAUAUCAUUUAUGGUGCUUGACUUUCCUCUUCUGACUGUCACCUUUAUAUUAUAUCUUCUGUUGUGUCAAGAAUGUUUUUUUUAUUAUUCAUUUGCUGAACAUCACUGCUAAGCAUUAAAACCCCUUGUCUCAUUGACUUCCAUCCAUCCCAUCCUGGUGACUACAUUAAUAUCUUUUUCCUGAUUGAUGCUUCCUCCUGUCUUACUGUUUUCCCAAAGGAAUAUCCUGCAUUGUGUUUAGAGAUUUCACCUAUCCAGUAAUAUUCCAUGUAUUGUAACACUAAUUCCAGUUUCAGUUCUGCUCUAUUGCUAUUGCGUAGAGUGUCCUGAAACAACCUAUUCAGGCAAAAAACAAACAAACAAAAAAAAAUGGUUUGGUCUGUAAAAUGCUUCAUAAUAAAACUACUCUUCUAUUAUCAGUCACGGAGAGAUGGCGGUUCAAAGGUCAUUUUUACCUGUCCCGUGGUGUCUUUAUGGGGUUGUCUUAAAUUUAUAAAUUAGUUCUGUUUUUUCAGGAUGUUCUUUAAUGGUGGCAAGUCCAGUUCUUCUCUUUGCAAUAUUGCCUCACAUGUCACAUUCCAUGCUGAAUUGUAUUCCAUUGUAUUGUGUGUAGAAGUGCCUGCUUAAAACAGAAUGUGUUAGACAUAAAUGUGGAGUUUAUGUUCUGUACAUUUAUUGCACUUGUUUCUCUCCACUGUUACAUUGCAAGCACACUCAUCAUUCCAGCAAUAAAAUAUAUAUUGUAUGCUUUAAAUGUAUGUCCGCAUUGUUUACUUUAAUUCUGUUGUAUAUCUUUGUGUACUGGACAUAUAUUACUGAAACAAGAAAAAGGCUUUUAAACCAAAUAAAAAGAAAAAGUUGGAAAUAA
This is a messenger RNA of Anguilla anguilla (European eel), 3310 nucleotides long. It is a transcript of the gene atl3, whose product is annotated as atlastin 3. Gene Ontology annotation, biological process: endoplasmic reticulum organization; protein homooligomerization. The transcript is spliced from 14 exons. NCBI's taxonomy places the organism in Eukaryota, Metazoa, Chordata, Actinopteri, Anguilliformes, Anguillidae. Gene Ontology annotation, molecular function: GTP binding; GTPase activity. The coding region runs from base 167 to 1702 and encodes 511 amino acids. The record is from RefSeq and is a predicted model, not a curated record.